GCAACGACAGUCGGGCAAACAACCUUGGACGGCUCAUUCUGCGGCAGCCUCGCUUCCGUCUCGUGCGACGCCCCCAUUUCCGCCGACGUGUGUAAGCAUAGAGCACAGCCGUGGCCUUCCUGCCUUUGUUUGACCAGGAAGACCGCUUGGCUUCCGCUCUUCUGCGUCCCGGUUGGGCACAGCCACGACUUCUGGCGUGCAUACCCUUCUCACACCUCGCUCAGAGCAAAUCAACAACUGCAUCACUUGAGCUGGUCAACACGCACGGCUUGUCAGCGCCACGCAUAGCUGGACACAGCCUCGCCAUCUUGGGCAGCCACGAGAGCCAUAGACUCGCAAGAUCGCAACAGCAGCAGCAGCCCGGCCAUGUAUCGAAGAGGUCCCAAAAAGUCCACGCCUGCCAGUGUGCAAUGCCAGAAAUGUCUUAAACGAGGUCACUACACCUAUGAAUGCAAGGCCUCGGCUCAGGAACGACCUUAUGUGCCCCGGCCUUCCCGGACCCAGCAGCUCUUCAACCCCAAGCUCGCUCCGAAGCUGACUAACGAGGCGCCGCCGCCCUUGGAGAAGAAAGAGGGCCUUGCUGGGCAGAUUCUAGCACAGCGGGAAAGUGAGCGUGCUAGGAAGCGGCACUUCGAAGGUGAGCUGGACGCAGACGAGACGCCAAAGAGGCAGAGGUCAGCCUCUUUCAGCUCUGUCUCGACAGUCUCGACAGUCUCGACCAACGCAGGUCCGUCCUCCAGGAAUGCGCGGCAGAGAUCUUCCAGAUCGCCCUCUCCGGGACGUGGCCAUGCUGCAUCGCGAGCAUCUCGCAGCCGGUCGCCAGCAGGGCAAGAGAUCACAGCAAGAUCAGCAUCGUAUGUGUCAGGGCGAAGCUAUAUUCGAGACCGUUCUUUAAGCGCCGACAGGUCUGCUCGGGAUCGGAGCUUCUCGCCCCAACGACACAUCGGAACCGGUGGCGUGCGUGGCCGCGAUCAGAGCCCUGAUCAUGACCAAUACUAUUCCCGAGACGCGUCCCCUGGCAGGGAGCCUGCCUAUCACAUAGGCACACGACGUCGCAGACGCUCGCCCAGCACAAGCAGGUCACCGCCUCCACAAAACCGGCGCAGAUUGCGAUCAAGGUCACCUGAGCAGCGCGGGAGACGCGACAGUGACAUCCCGCGGCAACGUGGGAGGCGCUCGAGCUCGAGCCCCAGGCAUCGCGGCCAGGAUCAGGCAGCCGUGACUGGAGCUCGAGAGCCGCUUCAACGACAAGCACCACGAGAGCGAAGCCUGAGUCCCUUCUCAAGAAGGCUGGCCCUUACCCAGUCGAUGAACACGUCACGUUGAAGUGCCCCCACGACCUCACUAUUGGAGCUCGCGGUGCGGAAAUUUCCCAUCCAAAGGACAGCCUA
Molecule: messenger RNA, 1391 nt
Organism: Microdochium trichocladiopsis
Lineage: Eukaryota; Fungi; Ascomycota; Sordariomycetes; Xylariales; Microdochiaceae
Product: zinc knuckle-domain-containing protein
Exons: 3
Coding region: 367-1326 (319 amino acids)
Source: RefSeq, a predicted model, not a curated record